Molecule: messenger RNA, 5735 nt
Organism: Gloeophyllum trabeum ATCC 11539
Lineage: Eukaryota; Fungi; Basidiomycota; Agaricomycetes; Gloeophyllales; Gloeophyllaceae
Exons: 18
Coding region: 47-5710 (1887 amino acids)
Biological process (GO): intracellular signal transduction; positive regulation of Rho protein signal transduction
Molecular function (GO): calcium ion binding; actin binding; guanyl-nucleotide exchange factor activity
Source: RefSeq, a predicted model, not a curated record
GUCAUAACACCAUCCAUCCUCGGCGACGUGCGCGACGUCGAGCGCAAUGUCGCAAUGGGGUCAACCAGGGUUCCAAUACCCGAUGCAAACAGGGAUGAAUCCUCAGCUUCAGCAGGGGUUCCAGCAAGGAGGGCUCGCUCCCCAGCCUACGGGUUUCCCAGGUCAACGUCCGGGAGGGUAUCUGCAACCACAGCAAACAGGAUUUCCCGGUGCGCCAGGCUUUCAGCAGCCUCAGCCGACUGGAUUCCAGCAGCCGCAGCAAACUGGAUUUCAGCAGCCGCAACAGACAGGGUUUCAAGGUCUAGGCAGUAACUUCCAGCAGCGCUCUCCAGCACCGCCGGUUCCUCCUCUUCCCUCACAAUUCCAGCAACAGAAUCAAGGUCCGAGCUUUCUGGGUCCGCCUGGACAGCAGCAGCAGCAGCAGCCAAGUCGUUUCCUACCAUCCAGUCUUCAACCACAACCAACUGGGUUCCCUGGUGCGGGUGGUAACUUUACAGGACUGGGUCGCGGCGGAGGUCCUGGCGGUAUGCCUCCGCCGGCGGCCCCUCUCAUGCCGCAGAUGACGGGCUAUAUAGACCCUCGACUGCAGAUGAUGUCCAGCUCGUUCAUGCCAGUCAAUCCAUCAGCUCCGUAUGGCGCCGGUGGGAUGCCUCAGCUUCCGCCGCAGCCGCAGCAAAUGGGUGCGCCCUCACUGGUACAGUCAAUCCAGCAGUUUAAUGAGGAGACCAAGGGCACGACGGCGCUGAAGAUGCCUUGGACAUUGUCGAAGGCGGAGAAGAAGAGUUACGAUCAGAUGUUCCGGGCAUGGGAUGCUAAGGGCACUGGGUUCAUCGACGGCCAAACCGCUCGGGAGAUUUUCAGCCAGAGUGGACUGGACAAUAAUGAUUUGGCUCGCAUAUGGACUCUUGCCGACGCUGAUAAUAGAGGGAAGCUGAAUAUUCAGGAGUUCCAUGUUGCCAUGGGCUUGAUAUAUCGUCGAUUAAACGGCAACCCCAUACCGGACGAACUCCCUCCUGAACUAGUCCCGCCUUCACAUCGUGAUCUCGACGACUCUGUGGACUUCCUCAAGCGUGUACUGAAGGAUGAGACUCGUGCACGCUCUCCCUCCGGUCUUGACACGCCGGUUUCUAGGCUAAAGGAGCGAUCCUUCACCAGCUCCGGCGCUCCUGGGGCGGGUGGACGACAGGAUGCUACUGUAUACAGACACCAAGAUCCUGAGCCGGGUCGUUUCUAUCAGCCACGCUCUCGCCAUCUCGACCGCGAUGCUGUGCGCGUAGGGAAUGAGAGCCCCGCCGAUGAUCUGUCGGACAUCAAGCGGCAACUUGACAACACAGCCAAGAUGCUCGACCGCGCUGCUGAAGAGAAUGCGUCUCGUACUGCCGAAGACGAAGCGCUGGAGCGGGAAUUGUCUGAUCUGAAGUAUCGCGUGAAACGCGUGCAGGAAGACUUGGACUACGUGUCCAGACCACCCAGGUCACCUGCUAAGGACGAGGAGCGGAGGAGGUUAGAGCGAGAGCUCUUGAAGUUGAUGCACGAGCGUGUGCCCGAAGUCGAGCGGAAAAUAAAAGACCGGGAAGAACGCAAAGAAAGGGAGAAACGAGACUGGGCGCGCGAGCGCGAUCGUAGAAAUGACAGGUUCGGACGCUAUGACGAUCGCGACGAUACGUAUUCGUCUUCGAGGAGGUACGACGAAGCGUCGGACCGUGACCGCGGGCGUUAUACGAGCUCGUAUGACAGAGGAAGGGACAGGGAAUACAGCAGAGAUCGAGAUUACGACAGGGAUCGCUCCCGCCCCCGCGAAGCAUCGUACGAGCGUCGGGAUAGGGAGUACGACCGACCUCGAAGUCCACCUGCCGCUCGCUCGCCUCCACCUCCUCCCCCUGUUGCUCCAUCGACUACGCUCAGCAAGCCACCACCGCCAGCUCCCAGUGCGUCUCCGGCUCCGGGUACCAAACAUAUGACCCCUGAGGAGAGGAAGGAAUUCAUUCGUCAAGAAGCCCAGCGGCGUAUGCAGGAACGUAUGGCUGCACUGGGCGUGGCUCCUACCGGUGCUGGCACCAAGUCUAUAGAUACCAGCGUUGCUGAUCGCUUAGCUCAGGAGAAGAAAGAGGCGGAAGAAAAGUCAAAGGAAGCGGAGAGACUCGCGGAAGAGAGAGAGCGGCUUAGGAGAGAGCGUCUAGAGAGCGAGAAGGCAUUGAAAGAAGGGCGUGCGACGCCCCAGACUCCUGCGACACCAUCUACUCCUGUACCUCCCACCCCGACAGCCGCAACACCGAAGCCGCCUGCUCCCCCUGCGCCGAAGAGGGCUCCAGCACCUCCGCCGCCUAGGAAGGGCGCCGCACCCCGCCCUCCAGUCACCCCGCGAGCGUCGGCGCCUGUGUCUCCAACACCUCCAGCACCCCCAGCUGUAUCCGCUCCUCCGCCUCCCCCGCCAGCCGUCGCGAUCUUACCAGUUGAGCCGACUGUCGAUCCUGAGGAGCAACGUCUGAAAGAAAGAGAAGAGGCUCUACGCAAGCAGCGCGAGGAACGCCUGGCUCGGAUUCGGCAGUUAGAACAAGAGGAGGAAGAAGCUCGUAAAGCAGAGGCACAGUAUCAGGCUAGGAGGCAGGCAUUCCUUAACGCCGAGAGUGCGGCGUCUCCGCCGCCUGCGGCCCCUGCGCCGGCAUCUGCCCCUGCUGCCAGUGCUCCCUCAGCUGAGCCCGAUCCGCAGGUGUCCUCGCUAGCUCCUCCCCCUCCCCCUCCCCCUCCCCCGCCACCACCUGCACCGGCUUCCCCGCCCACCAAGGCAGGCACCAAUCCGUUUAGUCGCAUGAUGAAGGAAGGGUCAGGGGCUAGCCCUGCUCCGGGCCUUGGGAACGGCAGCACCAAUCCGUUCUUCAGGCCUCAGACUGCUCCUCCUCCGGCUCCUCCUACUCCAACGUCCCCGGUCGUGUCACCACCGCCUAAGAGUGCUACUCCUGUCCCAGUGAAGUCUACAUACCAUACAGCUCCUUCAGAUGAUAGCGACUGGGAUGAUGUCCAAGAGAAGGAGGACGACGACAGCAGUGACGAUGAGAUGGCAGUAUCCCGUCAAUCUAGAAGUGCUCUGGCGCAAGAAUUAUUUGGUAAUAUCUUGCCGCCUGCGAGGCCUGAGUCUGCUGGCCCUGCCACUCCGAAGCCAUCGACCCCUGCGCCGCCACCACCCCCAGCUCCCGCCGCCCCUCCGGCACCAGCCGCCCCUCCGGCACCAGCCGCCCCGCCGGCGCCUCCGGCUCCUAUGGCACCAGCUCCCUCUCCGGCACCAGCAGCACCAUCAGCGCCUGCCCCAUCAGGGGAUCGUAGCGCUUUACUAAGUGCUAUCAAGGGCGGGGCAAGGCUCCGUAAGGCAGUUACUAAUGACCGUAGCUCAGCGCCGGUCGGCGGACGAGUCCUAGGUGAUGCAGCACCUCCGGAACACAUUAACGCUGCUCCAAGAGCACCUUCUCCGCCGUCUGUUGUGCCCGACGCUGAGCCCCUUGCCCCUGUGCAGCCGGAGUCAGAUGGACCAGCUAUGCCCACUAUGUCAUCGAUGGACUCGCGCUCGAGUAAUAGGCAAUCGGUGGACUGGUAUGCUGGUCUUGCGGCCGAACACGGUGGAACAUAUCAAGAGCAACUACCGCCUACCGUUGAAGAGGAGGAAGAGUACGAAGUCGUAGGAAAGGAAACUGCUGGCAUCCCUGACAUUCACGUCUCCGAAGAAGGUCAGGCCGCAAGCGAUCCCAUGGAAGACGUUGAUAAGACCAUUAGCUAUCGUGUUCGCGCUCUCUAUGCAUACGAAGGGCAAAGAGCAGAGGAUCUCAGUUUCGGGGAGAACCUCGUACUUACUGCCCAUCCGUCUAAGAGUGGUGGCGAUUGGUGGUAUGGUACUCUGGUUCGCGACGGAACAUCUGGAUUUUUCCCGAAGACGUACGUCCAGGUGCUCGACAAUGUUGUCAAAGCCAAGGCGUUAUACGCGUACACUGGUGGAAGUGCCGACGAGUUACCCCUUGCUGAGGGCGACGAAGUAGUCGUCGUAGACAGGAGUGAAGCAGAUUGGUGGAAGGUUGAACAGGGCGGCGUUAUCUUCAUCGUACCCGCGGCUUACCUGGAGGUCAUAGAGGAUGACCGAUUUCCUAUCAAGCAGUCCACUGAAUCGAAGGAACCCGCCGAAGUAGCUGCGGACUCUGACAAAGGAGGCCCGCCCGUAGCUCAAUCAGAUCCCGAAGACAGUCCUGACGGUUCCUCAGAUGACGAAUACUUAUCAUUCUCAGACUCGAAUUCGGACUCGGGGGAUUCGGAUACAGAGCGGACUGAAGAUGUGCGAAGGCGUGAACGGGAAGCUAGAGAGCUCGAGCGACAGAGAGUUCUUGAAGCUGCCGGUCUCGUCGUAAAGGAGGACGACCAUGCACCUCCAAAGCCUAUUCGGAAGAAGUCGCUACGUCGCCGUCCCCCACCAGCAAUUCCUCAGAGGUCGUCAAUGGUGUCCAUGUCGUCGGAGAAGGACCUUCCCCCACCGCCGCCACUCGACACGGACGAUAAUGUCAUCAGACUGGACGAUGCCUACGAACGAUACGAAGCAUUCAAGCAGAGAAAAGGGCACACCAGUCGCCUUUCGACGUCUUCUUUCGAAACAGGCCGUAGGACUCCCGGUCAAGAUUCGGAUAGGCGCAGCAUGCCCAUCAUCUCGGGACCUAUCAUGGACAGGCCCAUAACCCCCGUCCAACAGGAGAACGCUUCAUCUUUUGGAUCCUCAUGGUCGAGCCUUGUGGAUAAGACAGCACUUGAAGAAAUGCCUGCAAGGGAACGCCGGCGACAGGAGGCCACCUUCGAAUUGAUUGCCACCGAGGCAGCUUACGUUCGAGAUCUACAGCUCAUAGUCGAGAUUUUCUAUUCGAGCUUGUUGUCUAUCCUUGACAAGAAGGCUAUUACGGUCAUUUUUGCAAAUGUUGAGGACAUCUUGUUGACGAACACGACUUUCCUGAGCUCAUUGGAGGAGAGGCAGAAGGAAUGUCGUCUCUAUAUCGAUCGCAUAGGCGACAUUCUGGAGUCCAAUAUGUCGAAUAUGGGAGUCUAUAUGCGGCUGAAAGAGGAUCCGACGGUUCGAAACCUCGAUCUAUCGAGCUACUUACUAGUACCUAUGCAACGCAUUACAAGAUAUCCGCUCCUCAUCAGACAGAUUUUACAUUACACUGAGAUGGACGAAGAUAAAGAAAGAAUUAGCCAUGCGCUCGAGAUUGCCGAAAGGAUCUUGGACCAUAUUAAUGAGAGCAUUCGAGAGCAAGAGGGACGGGAACGUCUAAAAAGCAUUUCGCGCGACCUAUGGAUCGGCCAAGGACGGCUGGACUUGACUGCUCCUACUCGCUACAUGGGUCCGAGGCGUCUGCUUAAAGAAGGGUUCCUCAUGAAGGCUAAAAGCGGAAGAAAGCUUCGAGCAUUCCUUUGCAAUGACAUAUUGCUGUUAACAGACGAAGGCGCCAAAUCAAUAUAUCGCAUGCCUCUAUCGCUGUCAGAGGUGCAGGUGAGAGAUAUACCCGGAAGCAAAGACGACAGCACAUUCCAGCUUGCAGUUCUGUAUCCUCGAGGGGGGGACACCAUAAAUUUGAGGGCGACAUCCGUCCGGGAUUGCCAACUGUGGAUGGAGGCAAUCGAGUUAGCGUGCAGCAAUUGUGAGGCCGCUCGGAAGCGUGCUCUUCGCAAGAUCAAGUCCGGAUAAUACUACGCAUCUUUCCAAUAUUCCC